This is a messenger RNA of Aphis gossypii (cotton aphid), 3079 nucleotides long. RefSeq lists its product as uncharacterized. The transcript is spliced from 4 exons. Bases 1027 to 2601 code for a protein of 524 amino acids. The record is from RefSeq and is a predicted model, not a curated record. Lineage: Eukaryota; Metazoa; Arthropoda; Insecta; Hemiptera; Aphididae.
CCUAUAUGUAUUGAUAAGCUGUCUAUCGUAUUCGUAUUUCAUAAUUGGUACCUAUAUAAGUUGGUGUAAUGUUAUGUGAUAUUCACUCGUGUACUCGAGCAAAACACCAUAGGUAUAAAAAACAUGUGUACCUACGGUUUAUACAGUUAUUCAGUGCCUUGUUUUAAGGGAAUAUGUGUUGGUCCUCUUCUUUAAUAAUUGAACUUUGUGUUGUUUUUUUUUUAUGUUUUCGAGUGAACAAGUGUUUCUAUAACAAUUUAAUGUUGCAGUUAAACUACAGGCAAAAGGUAAAAUAAAAAAUGAAUAUUACACCGUUCGGUAAAAAAAUUCCAAGAAGACGGCUCACAGGUAGAAUGGAGAACAUUUCACAUGAAAAAAAAAAUUAAUCGUCUAUCCCCCCCCCUUUCUCCCAUUUCGUCAAGCUUCAGAUAGGUUUUGCGAUCGCAGUGCUGUACGUAUGCACAACACCAUCGUCGUUGUUAUUAUUCGCAUAUAUACGUCACGGACGCGGCUGCAAAGCGCAUGGACCAGUCUAUAUAUAAUACAUAUAUAAUACGGCCGUGCCGGGUUGCUGCGUUCCCAUGGCGACGGGACGAUCGGCGGCGGCGACGAGUACGAUGACGACGACGUGAUCAUUACAUAUUAGUCAACAUGCCAACAGGCAAGUGACCGGACACGUAAAUACACGCUCGCGCGAGUCAGACGACCCGCAUAUUAUACGCUCGUCCACAAAACACAAUACUAUCGACAUACUCCUGCAGUGCAUCAUCGUUGACAUCGGUAUUCGUUGUGGAACCCGUCGUUUGGUUUCCGGGAAAAUCUGUUGUGAAAUAAUUUCAGCGUUACAUCCGUGUCCAGCGAUUCGGAAACGGAACGCAGUAGCCCGGCCGACUUGUCACGGCCGCUUCAGACGCCUCCGGCGCGUUAUCGUGUUGUGUUAUUGUACUUAGGAUUUUGGUCUCCCAAAACGAUGUCUUCCUCGACAGUAUCUUCAGAUUAGCAACCGACCUUCAGCAAUUUUCAGUGAUGCGGCAAUGUAGCUCUUCAUAUCGGAUGUCUGGUUUAGAUCGGCGAACAAACGUAGACAUACAAAUUUUGAGUGCUGCUAGUAAAGCGAUUGCAGAAAAAUGCUUUUGGAACGCAUGCAAAGCAUUAUCUUUUGGAUUGUUUCUGAUGGCUGUCGGAGCCAUAAUGGCCAUUAUUGGAUAUUAUGCUGAACAGCUUUCAUCAGAUGAUAUUGUCACAAAAACUGACAGUGGAAAUUCGAGUACAUCCAUACGAACAACAAAAACAACAAAAAAAUCAUCUCAUAUAUAUAAAUUGUCAUAUGCUGGACCAAUUGUGAUGGGCGUUGGAGGGUUCAUCGUGGUGGCGGCGUGCGUGAUGACGUUCGAGGCUCGCGAUCGGGCGGCGAAAUUCAUGUCCAACCAAUUGAAAAUAAUGGGCGGCGGGGUCGGCGCCGGCGGUGCCGUGUCGGGUCAUCGCGGCCACGGCCGACAGACGCCAUCGGCCGGUUACCUGUCCAGGGGCGACAGCGGCCGGAGCAGCUAUCAGAACCCGAGCGAAGGUGGACGGCACAAGAUGAACAAGAGCCCGUCGGCGCCCAACCUGGCGGCGGCCGCGGCCGCGUCGAGCCGCGGGUCGGGGGCCGCCGGACAGUCGGGCGCCGGCAGGCUGCCCCUGCGGCACAAGCACGCCGUGCACGUGCUGUCGUCGACCGGCGGCCGGGCGCUGCUCAGUCCGCACGCGCUGCGCCGGCAGGCCAUGUCGAUGGACACGCAGGACUACAACCCGCUGUUCUCGCCGCCCCGAUCCCGUCACAGCAGUUCUGGCCUGUUGACGUACAGCAACAGCAACUGCAGCAACAUCUUUGGCAAUUUCAACUGCAACAACGGCAACAAGCAAGGCGGCGGUAUCGGCGAGGGCAGCAGGGAGUCGAUCAACGACCCGAUGAGGACUUCGUCGUCCAGGGGAUCUCGGGGAUCGAUGGUGCUGGACCUGCACGUGCCCAACGAGUGUCCGGUGACGAUGCGGGUGCGGGACAGGAGCCGCCGGUCGGACACGGCCAAGCGGCACGUGCUGCGCCGGCAAACGCCCGUCGAGCUGGACGACACGAUAAUAGCGUACGCGACCUCGGCCAUGGCGGCGGACCAUCACCGACAGCGGGCCAAGCGGUGCACCACUCAGCGGUCCGCGACUUGCGACGUGCCGCACGCGAUCAAGUCGAAGCGCAGGCGACAGGACUCGAGUUGCUCGGACGUGGUGGCGGCACGUCGGAGGUCGGGUUCGCCGGUGUGCGGCGGCGGCGGCGGCGGUGGCGGCGGUGGCGGUUGGCGUUCGUCGGCCAACGACGUCGUCGACGCCGCCGAGUGGGCCCGGACCGCGAACCGCAACACCGCCGGAGGAGGUUCGGCCGCGUCGUCGCCGCAACGGUCGGCCGACCGUGGUCAGACGACCGGUGCGACACCGGCGCGACCGCAGUCUCCGCCGCCGGCGGCCACCGACGCGCCGGACGGCAGCAAAAUGUCACUGUCCAGGACGUGUUCCGACAUCAUGUCCAUCGACAAGUCGUUCGAAGAGUCCAACUACAGUAGUUCGUAGAUAGAUGAUUUCGUAAGUGAUCUCGGUCCGGACACGCGUAUUAUAAUAUUAUUGUUGUUAUAGAGUAUACCAUAAUAUUAUAAAAUAAUAUUGUGUCGUGCUAUAGGCGACAUAAAACGACGACGCGGCAAACGUAUUUUAUGCUUUAGGGUUGACGGUAUUCGAUUCGGAUACCGUGGUAUUGCCCACUUCGGUAUGUUAAACGGUACAUCGGUACUGUGCGGUAUACGGUUCGAGUGGUAUUUGAGCGAUAAUAACCAGUUAACCGGUAUAUCGAAAAACCGUCAACCCUAAAUGAUUAUACUUUCGCCGUUGUGUAAUAAUUUAUGUAUACUUCGUCGUGCUGCAUGCCAUAAUAUUAUGUAGGUAAACUUAAAUCGGCCGGUUUACACGUAUAUAAUAUUAUAUACCAGCUGACAUCUGAUAUAAUUGAUUAUCGUUGUGUAGUGUAUAUUUUAUAUAUAUAUAUAUAUUUUUU